AUGCGAAGUCCAAAGUCUCUCCCAUGUUUACAUUCCUUCUGUGAGGAAUGUCUUAGUACCUACAUCUUCGCAGACCUGUCUGGUGAUAUGGCCGCCAUGACAGCAUUCCCCUGUCCUGUAUGCAGGAAGAUCACAUCGCCUGUCAAUCACCCUGAGAGUAUAGACACGUGGGCACAACAUUUUCCUGCCAACAGUUUGAUUCAGUAUUUUAAGAACCACAAAGAAAUGGCAGGUACGCCACUUUAUUGUGGCCCUUGCAAGAAGACAAAAAAUAAGGAAACACCAGCUAAGUUUCUGUGCAGAGGAUAUGACACAUUGUUUUGCGAUAAUUGUAAGAUUAAUUUCCAUGAUAUAGUCCACGAAGUAUGUGCCAUUGUAACUCUCAAUGAGGCAAAUCAUGACGUGACAUGGGAAAAACAAUCGCCAAUAACAUGUUCGAAACACAACUUGAUGAUGGACCAUCAUUGUGAAAAUCAUAAGUUAAUCGGAUGCAAGAAAUGUAUCAUCACAGAUCAUCAACGAUGUGACGAUGUAACGACAAUCAAGGAGUAUUGUGAAACGAAGAAGAAUAACUUAAGGCUUGAUGACAUGGAUAAGUCUCUCAACAAAGCAGCCAACUGCAUGAAGUUAAUGGUAAACGCUUUUGACCAACAGGUAAAAUCUUUGCAGCGAUGUCAGAAUGCUGGUUUAAGCAGUAUUUCAGAUCACCGACAGAGAAUCAACACAUAUCUCGAUAAGAAACAGGAGGAGAUAACUCAAGAAAUGAUUUCAAAAUGCAAAGCUGAGAAAGCCAAGGUUGAUUUAUCCAAGCAGAAGUGUAGCCGACUGAGGGUCGCUAUUCAGAACACAAAAGAAGCAUCACAGACGGCCUUGCGGAUGGAAGACCACUUCGGAAUGAUACAACUGUUCCAUAGAGGUCAGACAGAGAUCGGGGUCUGUAAUGACCUUAUUGACAAUAUCGUUAAUCCAUUGAAGUCAGUAUCUAUAAACCACGACCUGAACACCAACCUGUUUACAAUAAACCCCAGCACUACUUUGCCGUUGGGUAUCAUUCUCGCGAAGGAGCAACCAUUUAUCAUACCUGACGGUAUUGGGUUAAUACAAAAUGUCGACUCGCUAUCUGAUAGUCGCGCCAAAAAAUUAGGAGCAUUCAUGAUUAACAUUCCGUCAGAUACAUAUGUGUGUGCAGCGCACGGACUUUUAUUAAUGCCGACUGGAAACAUCAUUGUAAGUGAAUAUACAAAACAGAAACUAAGAUUAUUUUCUAUCAAAGGACAGUAUUUGGACGAGUUAAAUACCAAUGGAUACCCACAUGAUGUUUGCUUGGUGGAUGAUGACACAAUGGCAGUUGCUACUACUGCCGGUAUACAUGUCGUGAAAGUACAGCCUUCCAAGCUGACCCUAUCGACCGUGAUAAAAGUGUCAACGUACAUCGAAUGUCAAGGUUUGGCGUUCAUGGAUGGACAUUUCAUGGUGAGCACAAAUGAAGGCAUUCAUAGCGUGACAAUGGACGGUAAGGUAGUGCAAAAUCAUACAUUGUCCUCACCGUGCUGGCAUCUUGCUUCUAAUCCGAAGAAGAAUACCACAUUUGCCUGUCUGCAAACAUCUUCAGUGGUUAAUACUGUGGUUACCAGACUACCAAAUGGUCUACAAAUAUAUGGUAUAGAUGAGAGGGUAGUCCGGAACGCGAAGGGAGUAGACGUAGACCGUGAGGGGAAUGUGUACGUCUGUGGUCAAGAUUCCAACAACGUGGUACAGGUCUCCGCUAACGGGACCAAAAUCAGAGAACUUCUGACGUCAAAGGAUGGUAUCAACAAACCCAGGGCUAUAUCGGUGUGUGGGGACAAAUUCGUAGUCACCAACCUAUCAUAUCAGACAGAAAUACACGUAUAUCAACUCUACUGA
Molecule: messenger RNA, 1905 nt
Organism: Mizuhopecten yessoensis (Yesso scallop)
Lineage: Eukaryota; Metazoa; Mollusca; Bivalvia; Pectinida; Pectinidae
Exons: 1
Coding region: 1-1905 (634 amino acids)
Biological process (GO): positive regulation of DNA-templated transcription
Cellular component (GO): nucleoplasm; chromatin
Molecular function (GO): metal ion binding; ubiquitin-protein transferase activity
Source: RefSeq, a predicted model, not a curated record